AUGCAGCUUCGAAAGAACGCCGGGGCCACGCUAGCUCGACUGACGCAGAAGCACAAGGAGAAAAUGGCUGCUCUUGAACGUCAGUUCCUAAUGCAAAAACAUGUAUUAUUGAGAGCUAAGGAGAACAGUGACUGGGAGUUGGAAGAAAAGCAAAUGGGAGAGAAGUUUGUGUUGCAUCGAAAAUUGUUCAAAGAUGAGUAUUUUCUGCUCCGCACACAGAUGCUUGCAAGACAUCAGAAAGAGUUGGCACAAGCUCUGAAGUUCAACCAGGAAGAGGAGGAGGAGCUUGUUCGUGCACUUGCCCUGGAUAGGAAGAAGCUUCCGAAGAUGUUGCGAAAUGAAGCGAAAACUCGAAGCCAUAUGUUCAAAGAGAGCCUCCGAAUUAGUAUGCAAUCAAUGACACCGAGUGAAAUGAGCGAAAAGCUCAGACGCUUCGAUGAGCAGGAAAAUGUGCGAAUCAGAAACGCUAUUGGAGAACAUGACUUGAAAAGCGCCAGGAAAAUUGCUCACCUGAAGCAAAAGCAUCAAUUGGCGGUAAAUUUGUUGUCUCUUUAUCUUUUUGUCUUUAUCUCACUCAAUACAGUGAAGUUCAAGUACAUAUCUGUUGAGUGGUUUGAGAUCUCAAUUAUAGCGUCUCAGCCGAAAAAAGGUUCCCUUAUAUUGAAACGCAGAUUUUCCGAAGCAGUAUCGAUUACUAUCCAUUUGUAG
Molecule: messenger RNA, 708 nt
Organism: Cooperia oncophora
Lineage: Eukaryota; Metazoa; Nematoda; Chromadorea; Rhabditida; Trichostrongylidae
Source: the annotation of a GenBank genome assembly